Messenger RNA from Condylostylus longicornis, 4259 nucleotides. It is a transcript of the gene Fim, whose product is annotated as plastin-1. NCBI's taxonomy places the organism in Eukaryota, Metazoa, Arthropoda, Insecta, Diptera, Dolichopodidae. The transcript is spliced from 6 exons. The record is from RefSeq and is a predicted model, not a curated record. Bases 602 to 2512 code for a protein of 636 amino acids. Gene Ontology annotation, biological process: actin filament bundle assembly; actin filament network formation. Gene Ontology annotation, molecular function: calcium ion binding; actin filament binding. Gene Ontology annotation, cellular component: cytoplasm; actin filament bundle; actin filament.
UGCCGGGACGGAAUUAUUGAAAGCGUAAAUUCAUUUUCCAUUCUCUUUUAAAAAUUGAAAAUUGAAUGUUGAUUGAAAAUAUUAAAAACAACAGUGCAGUGAUUACUUUGAUAGAGUGAGGAGUACUAACAAAAAAAUUUUUUUUUGAAGCAAAGUGCUACUUCGCUUUGCCAACAAUAAAAAUUUACAAGACACAAAGUUUUUUGUUUUCUUUUUUGUUUAACGUGUCGCGCAAAAUACAAAAGUCGGUAUCCCUUUGCUGCUAAUUUAUUGAAAAAGAAGAAAACGUAAAAAUAUUAAAAAAAUUGUCAAUUUUAUUUUUUAUACAAAUUUUUAUAGCAUAUAAAUUGAAAAAGAAAAUAGUUGUUGUACCACCUAUGUAACCAAAUUUAUUUGUAUAUUUAAAAUUAAAGAAAAAUUCAAAAAGAAAAAAAGCAUUUUCUCAAAAUUAAAAGACAAGUGGUUUGUAGUGUAAAAACAAAAAAGUAGCUUCGUUAAGUCUUUAAAAAAAUAAAAAAAAAAUUCAAUCAUAAAAAACAAAUCGUUUAAAAUUUAAAAAAAGGUUUCUACAGAAAAAAAGUCUUCUUAAGUUUGGAAAAAAAUGGCAGCAAACAGAAUGAAAACAUUGUCGACUGAACAAAAGGCAGAAAUUCGAGAAAAAUUUGAUGAAAUUGAUAAAAAUAAUGAUGGAUAUAUAGAACUGAAAGAGCUCAAAGAAGCCUUGGAUGAAGUAGGUUUCAAAUUACCUGGCUAUCAAGUACGUGAAAUGAUUGAAGAAUUUACAAAUAAAUCACGAACAACAAACCAAGGCAAAUUAUCAUAUGAGGAAUUUGAAAAUUUAUGUUUAGAUUUAAAAUCAAAAGAUGUCGCUAGUACAUUUAAAACAGUCGUAUCGAAAAAAGAAAAUUUAGAAACAUUGGGUGGUAUGUCCAGUAUAUCAUCUGAGGGUACAACACAUUCCGUACGUUUAGAAGAACAACUAGCAUUUUCCGAUUGGAUUAAUUCAAAUUUAGGUGCCGAUCCUGAUUUAAAACAUUUAUUGCCAAUUGAUGCAGAGGGUAAAUUUUUAUAUCAAAAAAUUAAAGAUGGUAUAUUAUUAUGUAAAAUAAUCAAUCAUUCAUGCCCGGAUACAAUUGAUGAACGUGCUAUAAAUAAGAAAAAUUUAACUGUUUAUACUGAAUUUGAAAAUUUAACCUUAGCUCUAGUAUCAUCGCAAGCAAUUGGUUGUAAUAUUGUUAAUAUAGAUGCCCAUGAUUUGGCUAAAGGGAAACCACAUUUAGUACUGGGUUUGUUAUGGCAAAUAAUUCGGAUCGGUUUAUUUAGUCAUAUUACAUUGGAUAGUUGUCCAGGAUUAGCUGGUUUAUUAUUUGAUGGUGAAAGAUUAGAAGAUUUAAUGAAAUUAUCUCCGGAAGCGAUUUUGUUGAGAUGGGUUAACCAUCAUUUGGAAAGAGCUGGCAUAUCAAAGCGAUGUACAAACUUUCAAAACGAUAUUGUUGAUUCGGAAAUUUAUUCACAUUUAUUAAAACAAAUUGCUCCAAAUGAAGCUGGUGUAACAAUGGAAGCGAUGAGAGAAUCAGAUUUAGCAGCUCGUGCGGAAAUUAUGUUGCAACAGGCAGCAAAAUUAAAUUGUAGAAGUUUCUUAACACCGCAAGAUGUGGUAAACGGGGUUUAUAAAUUAAAUUUAGCUUUUGUUGCCAAUUUAUUUAACAAUCAUCCAGGCCUUGAUAAACCUGAACAAAUUGAUGGUUUUGAAACAAUUGAAGAAACCAGAGAAGAAAAGACGUAUCGAAAUUGGAUGAACUCUAUGGGUGUUGCACCACAUGUCAAUUGGUUAUAUUCAGAUUUAGCAGAUGGUCUUGUAAUAUUCCAGCUUUUCGAUAUAAUUAAACCUGGCAUCGUUAAUUGGAAUAGAGUGCACAAGAGAUUUACACCUUUAAGAAAAUUCAUGGAGAAAUUGGAAAAUUGUAAUUAUGCUGUUGAAUUGGGUAAACAAUUGAGGUUUUCAUUAGUUGGAAUAGCCGGACAGGAUUUGAGUGAAGGAAAUGCCACGUUGACACUUGCUUUGAUUUGGCAAUUAAUGAGAGCAUAUACGUUAUCAAUUUUAACAAGAUUAUGCAAUACUGGAAAUCCAAUUAUCGAAAAGGAAAUUGUUCAAUGGGUUAAUAACAAAUUAGCAUCAGCUGGUAAAACGACAAGUUUAAAAAGUUUUCAAGAUCCCGCAAUUGCUGAUGCUAAAGUUGUUAUUGAUUUAAUCGAUGCAAUAAAACAAGGUAGCAUUAAUUACGAAUUAGUUCGACAAGGCGGUACUGAAGAAGACAAUUUGGCUAAUGCAAAAUAUGCUAUUUCAAUGGCGAGAAAAAUUGGUGCACGUGUUUAUGCUUUACCCGAGGAUAUCACUGAAGUUAAACCUAAAAUGGUAAUGACCGUGUUUGCUUGUCUAAUGGCGAUGGAUUAUAUUCCUAAUAUGGAUAGUGUACAAAACAAUGAUGUCAAUAAUCUUAACAGCAAUUAAAACCGUAAAUUAAUAUUAUAAAGUGCUUAUUGGCGAUAAUUUUUGUAAGAAUUUAAUAAUAAGUAAGAUAUAAAGGAUAUUAAGUAUAAAAAAGCGUAUGUAGUAUAUAAAUUAAAAAAAAAUCUGUUUUUUUUUUUUUGUUGAAUCACGCUAAGUCAAUCAAAUAUUUAUGCAUGCAUUAUAUUUUUUAAUUUACUUGUUGCAGCCUUGUAUUAUUAGCGGAUGUGGCAAAAUGACGAAAAAAUUAUGAAAAAUAGAAUGAAUAAAUAUUUUAAAACAAAAAAGCAUUGAAUUUAAGUAAUUAUUAGAAAUAAUAUAAAAUUUAUUCGUAACUUAAUAUUAAACAAACGGAAUGAUAUUUUUGUACGGCAAAAAAAAAAAAAUACUAAUCAACAGACGGCAUUAUUAAAAAAUCAAUAAAAAAUAUAAAACAUAAGAUUGUUUGCUAACUACAUAAUUACAAUAAUUGCUUUAAAUAUUUGUCUUCAUUUCAUUAAAUCAAAACUUUAUAUUAAACUUCAUUAAUUGUAUAUACCAAGCAGGAAUUGGUAAAAAGAAAUUGAUUAUAAAUAAAUAAAUAAAUAUAAUUAUUAAACUAAUAGUUUUGAAUACAUUUACUACACUUGUAAUACAUGCUAUAAAUCUUGUACAAAUUUCUUAAACAAAUUAUGAUUUAAAAUUAAAAUGUAUAUGUUUUUCUUACAUUUCAAAAAAGUAUUUUUAAUAUUUAAAAAGAAUUUUACAAAAUGAUUCUGUAAUUUCUCAAAACAUUUCCUUUGAUUCGAAAAAGACACUAUUUUUGGUAAUAUGUAAUCGCGCUCAACAUACCCAUUUCAUCAAGGUGUAAAAAAUAAUUUUUUAGAAAAGAAAAUCAGUUUUCUUCAUUUUAAAUUUUUUUUUUUUUUCAAAUUUAAUUCAAUUUUUAAAUAAUUAUUUAUGUAAGUCUUCAUUCUGGAUACAAUGUUCUUUAGUUUUACCAAAAUGUGAAUAAAUUUUUAUAUAUUUUAUUAUUAUAAUAUUGAACUAUGAAAAAAAUAAAAUAUUUGUAUUAUAAAUAUCAGCAACAUAAUGUAUUGGAAAAAUAAAAAUUCAAUUUUAGAUGAUUGUAAUAUGUUCAGAGAUGUUAUAGAAAAAAUAAUUUAUUUAUUUAACAAUAAAUAAUUGAGCAUUAUCUAUCCCUAUUUUAAUUCAGAUUUUUCCAGCUUCCAGAAAAAUAUUAAUAUGCUGAAAUUUGCAAGUUUUGGUUUUCAAGUAUUUAUUUAAUUUUAUAUAUUUAUUUAUCAAAAUAAAAAAAAAAAUCAUUUAAAAAGAUUAUAGUGAUCUAUAUAGAGCGAUGUAAAAAGUGAACUGCCCCUUUAUCAUUUCAUUUUUAUUAAGCAUUCAGUUUCUUUUAUAAAACUUGCAUAACUUAAUUCUUUCCAUGUAAUUUUUACUAUGUACGUUAAUUUGGAUAAACAUACAUAUAUUUAGUAAUUUACAAAAAAAAAAACAUAUAAUAAUGUAUAAAAGUUUAAUGUGUGCAAUUUCAACUUGAUCCAAUGUAUAAAAAUUAGGUUUUUAAAAAACACAUACAUAAAGGGUUUUUAUAAUUAAUUAAUUAAUGUGAAAAUAAUAUAUAAAAGUAUUUUAUAAAAUUAUAAUAUUCAACGAAUUAUGUAAAUUAAAAAUGUUUAAAAUUUUGUAUAGUUACAUUUUCUCUUUGAAACGAAGUUUUUAUACGAAAUAUUUCAGUUUUUGUAGAACUAUA